AUGUAUAGAUCUGUUUUCAGUCAGACGUUUGAGACGGAUGAAGGUGAAAUAUCGGUGGAGCAGUAUUUCAAAGAGCGAUAUAAACGUACACUGCGUUAUCCUGACCUCCCGCUGGCCACAGAGCGUAAAGCUGGGAAAGGUUUCAGUUUCUUUCCCCUCGAGGUGCUGUGCAUUGAGAGAGGUCAACGAGUGGAUAACAAGAAACUCGCAGGAAAACUCACUGACAGAAUGAUUCAACAAGCCCGUAUGCUGCCUCACGAAAUGCGUGCACACAAUUCGCGUCAACUAGAAGAAGCGAAUCUCAUAAAAUGCAGAAAUGAGUAUCUCGCAGCAUUUGGGGUUAGUUGUACUUGCUUCCAUUCAGAGCGACAUGUGCUCAAAGAUGCUGAUUUUCACAGUUCUCCUGAUUCGGAGUAUGUUGGGCUGGCCUGUUUGUGA
Messenger RNA from Cooperia oncophora, 438 nucleotides. Lineage: Eukaryota; Metazoa; Nematoda; Chromadorea; Rhabditida; Trichostrongylidae. The record is from the annotation of a GenBank genome assembly.